Molecule: messenger RNA, 709 nt
Organism: Trematosphaeria pertusa
Lineage: Eukaryota; Fungi; Ascomycota; Dothideomycetes; Pleosporales; Trematosphaeriaceae
Exons: 1
Source: RefSeq, a predicted model, not a curated record
UUGAAGUGCGUCGACAGGCCGUUCACCUACGAGUUCACUCCCUCUCAGGUCCUCUUGAAGUUGUAUAUUCAUCCUGCUUCUAUUCCGCUUCACAUCCGCGAUAUCGUAUAUACGAUCUCCACCAGUCUCCAUCCCCCGUUCUUCCCAAUUUCCACACACCAGUACCUAGCCAUCAUCAUACACAAGCACAAGCAUAAUCUACCACCCACAACCACAAGCCAUCAAGCACAAUGCCUUCCAACACCUAUAAUUCGGACCCAGAGUCCUGGCGCGAUGUUACAGGCCUCGGGCGCGGAGCUGCUUGGGGCAGCGGCUUUGACUAUGAUGACCGCUCUAGGUUUCCGCCGGGGUUGGAUGGCUCUUCCCGGUCUGGAGAAGGAUCGCGGCGGGGUCUGGAUUCGUCACUGGCGGCGAGGUGUGCGGAGAGCGAGCGGGGAGGCGCAGGGACGGCGGAUAGGGGAUGUAGAUGGGAGGGGGAGAGAGGUAGCUCUGGAAGCGAUGAGAUGAGGGGUGGGGCGAGGGAGUUCCGCUCUGGAGAUUACUCGCGGGCUGGAGGGGCUUCAGAUGGGCGUGGCGGAAGCGCUGGGCUGAGGGGCGAUGCGGUGUCUUUCGUGCCGAGGAGCGAGAGGCAUUAUGUGGGGUGUGCGAAGGGGGAGUGGGAGGAGGAUGAUUUUUGAACAAAGAUGAUUACGUUGCAGGCAAGUAUUAC